CCUUGUGCAGUCUUAGGCUUCUCUUAUUUUACUUUCUUUAGUAGAAUCUGAUGCUCCAAUUGCUUCUGAUUUUGAAAUUAGGGGAUUUCAAGUUGAUGUGUACACCUCUAGAUGGUGUAACUUCUUGUAUUUUUUAGUAGGAUCGAGUUUUUUUCUUAGUUGGGUAUUACUUCCUUUUUGAAUUUUUCUUUGUUUGGAAUGUGUUUCAGUGAUUUAUGGUGAAUUGGAUUAUUUUUUUUUUCAAUUUUAUUCUUCUUUUUUGUCUUGGGCAAUCCUUGUGGUCUGACCCUUUGUCCGGGACCCGUGCAUAGCAGGAGCUUUAGUGCACCGGGUUGCGCUUAUUCUGCUUUUUAGUAGAAUCUGCUGUCCAAUUGCUGCUGAUUUGGAAAUUAGGGGAUUGUAAGAAGGGGAUUGUAAGAAGUUGGAUUGUGUGACUUUCUUGUUUUUUUUUUUUCUAAUUGUGUUACAACUCCUUGUACUUUUGUUUUGUUUUGUUUAUUUUUCAAAUUUCUAUUCUGUUUGUUUGGAAUGUGAUUCACUGAUUUAUGGCGAAUUGGGUACUCUUUUUCUUUUUCAAUUUUAUUCUGCUUUUUCAGUAGAAUCUGAUGCUCCAUUUGCUUCUGAUUCCAAAAUUAGGGAUUGUAAGUUGUAUACGCUUUCUUGCGUUUUUAGUUUAUUGGGUGUUUUGAGGUCGUACUUGGGUAUAAUACUUUUUGGUUCCUUUGUUUGUUUCUGAAUUUCUCCUGUUUAUAAUGUGAGGAGUUGAGGGUAUUCUUCUGUUUGAUUGGAUGAGGAAGAUUUCUAAGAGGGGUGCAUGUAAGUCUGCAUCACACCAGCUCUUCAAGGACAGGGCAAAGAACCGCGUCGAUGAUCUGCAGGGUGUUUUAACUAAUCUACAAUCUGCAAGGAAAGAAAGUCGAACUUAUGAUGUUGGGUUGCUUGAAGAGCAAGUCCACCAGAUGCUGCGUGAAUGGAAAUCUGAGCUCAAUGAGCCAUCUCCGGCUUCCUCUUUGCAGGGAGGAAGCCGUGUUUCAUCAUCAGUAGAUAUCUAUAGACUGCUAUUGGGUGAGGAAGAUGAUGAUGCCACCAGUGCAUUAGCUGCACCUAAGCCCGAGCCUGAUGCUCAAAAAGUUAGCAUUACUGGUUUUCAAGAGGGUUUCGAUGCAACUCAGGUGCUGCAGGAGCAGGGUUUCCAGUUGGUUGAUCAAUGCAAAGGCUUGCCUUCAAUGGUUAAUAACACAGGAGUUAACAACCUUGGCAUUGCAACACAAUUGGAUUAUCAUUCUUUUGAUUUGCAUCAAGAAUACGAUCAGCAGUACUUAACCGGAUUUGAUGCUUUAAAUCUUUGCCUAGAGGAUGCUAUGCCUCCUAUUCAUAUUAGUCCUCCACCCUCUGCUUUCCUGGGGCCGAAAUGUGCACUUUGGGAUUGCCCUCGGCCUGCGAUGGGAUCAGAUUGGUGUCAGAAGUCUCAAGACUACUGCAGUGACUAUCAUGCUUCUCUUGCACCUAAUGAAGGCUAUCCUGGGAGGCCUCCAGUUGUUCGGCCAAUGGGUAUAGGCUUAAAGGAUAAUUUGCUUUUUCAAGCUCUUAGUGCAAAAGCACUUGGAAAAGAUGUUGGUGUCCCUGAGUGUGAGGGUGCUGCCACGGCAAAGUCCCCCUGGAAUGCACCCGAGCUAUUUGAUCUUAAAGUUGUUGAAGGUGAAAUAAUUAGGGAGUGGCUUUUCUUUGAUAAGCCUCGAAGAGCAUUUGAAAGUGGAAACAGGAAGCAGAGGUCAUUGCCAGAUUAUAAUGGACGGGGUUGGCACGAGUCAAGGAAGCAAAUGAUGAAUGAAUUUGGAGGGCUGAAGAGAUCCUACUACAUGGAUCCACAACCGAUGAAAAAUCUAGAAUGGCAUCUUUACGAGUAUGAGAUCAACAAGUAUGAUUCAUGUGCCUUGUACAGAUUGGAACUGAAACUUGUUGAUGGGAAAAAGAUUCCUAAAGGGAAGAUUACUAAUGUAUCAGUUGCUGAUCUGCAAAAGCAAAUGGGAAGACUUACUGCUGAAGUUCCUUUGGACAACAAACGAACCGUGAAGGGCAGAGCAAAGGCCAGUAUGAAGAAUGUGGGAAACAUUCAUGCUCCUCCAGUUCCAGUUGUUCCAACUUGUGAAGGAUUUGAUUAUGGGAAUAUCGAUCCUUAUGACUAUCUUGUAGAUGAUAUGGAUGGGUACUUCAUAACGUAAUUACAUUCCAUGAUGCUCUUUUCCAGCAAGAGGCUUUUUGCCUUUGUAUUAUUCACCAGUUUCAUCUUAGAUUCAAACAUCCAGUGUUAGAAGUGUUGCCCUGGUUAUGUUUAUUUAUCAGUCGGGGUCAGCAGGAUGCUUCCCCUUUCCAUAGGGGCUUACUGGCAAUGCUUCGUUGUCAUCUGAGACACGGUACCAUCUAACUAUGGAAGCACAUUCAACUGCAAGAAAUGAAAACCCUAUUUACUUGUUCUCAAUUUACGUAUUUUAGAGUCAAGUUGACACUAAAUGUAUUUAUGUUGUAGUGUCAGCUUUGGUGACCAAAUGUAAUGGUCAGUUUCUUCAAGAUCUGCAGCUAUUUUAUGUGUAAUGGGGUUUCAUUGUUAUGAUUUAAUAGGUUCUUUGUAAUAUUUGCUCAACUAUGUUCCGGCAGGCCUGUACAAUCAAAUGGAAAGAUAUUCUCCUUUUAAUUAGUUUUGUUACACAAA
Molecule: messenger RNA, 2710 nt
Organism: Capsicum annuum
Lineage: Eukaryota; Viridiplantae; Streptophyta; Magnoliopsida; Solanales; Solanaceae
Product: transcription factor VOZ1
Exons: 5
Coding region: 789-2222 (477 amino acids)
Biological process (GO): positive regulation of long-day photoperiodism, flowering; regulation of DNA-templated transcription
Source: RefSeq, a predicted model, not a curated record